AUGGCCGGGGAGGACUACAUGGCUGCUUUCAGGGCUGCAAGAGCAGCCCGGGGUGGUUCUGGGCCGUCGGAGCCGAAGCGGGCCCCCGGCGCUGCCCGCCUCCCCCGUGAGGCACCCUUGCCAGCCCAUGGCAGCACCUCCAUGCCCGGACACCGCGACGUGCCCAGCGCGGCCCCAGCCACCGCCGCGGGCAAGCGCAGGGCGACCGAGGCUCUCCCAGAGGGCUUCUUUGACGACAGGGCCGCAGACAAGAGGGCCAGGGGGCUCAACGCGCGGAAGGCACAGGACGACGCCCUGCGCGCGUUUCGCCGGGAGAUCGAGCAGGUCGAGCAGGGCACUGCCGUCGACGCAGCCGCGCCGCUGUCCGAGGACGCCGCGGACGCGCGGCGGGACGGCGACGGCGCUGCCCCUGUCGAUGUCGCCGCCACAGAGCCGGGCGUGAGCGCGGACCGGGAGGCUGCGGAGGAAGUCGAGCGUCUGCAGCAGAUCGUGGGGCUGGGCAAGCUGGAGGACCGCGUCGAGGACUGGCGGGCGGCGCGGGCGCGGCGCCGGAGGGAGCACGGGCCGGACGGUGGCGAAAGGGGGCACGGCUCCGACCGCCCCCCUGACGCCGAGUCGGCCAGCGACACGGGGAGUGACAGCGGGCUGGACGAGCUGCUCGACUGGCGAGCCAGGCGGUUGCGUGGGUGA
Molecule: messenger RNA, 690 nt
Organism: Pedinophyceae sp. YPF-701
Lineage: Eukaryota; Viridiplantae; Chlorophyta; Pedinophyceae
Source: the annotation of a GenBank genome assembly